AUGUUUUUUGGUUUAUUAUUUUUCAUAAGUAUUUCCUUUUUAAAUUCUCAAUACAAGCAAAAGCCACGUAAAAUCGUUUUUCACAAUCAAUCAGUAGGAACAUCGAAAACAUCAUUAGUACAUGCUGAACAGCAAAUUACGAUUUCAUUAAAAACUUCUUCAAUGCGUUGUAUUGUAUGUGUACGUACUCGUUUAGGGCGUCUUGGUAAUCGAAUGUUUACUAUCGCUAGUGCUUAUGCUCUGGCACGUCUUCAUUCUUGUCAUUUGUUUUUUCUAAUUUCAACAUUAGAAGAAAUUAGGGAAGUCUUUAUCUUUCAUCUUGAGCCGUUUCUUUUACCUACGUUUAUCUUCAACAGAUCAUGGAGAAAUGUUUCUCAUCCAAUGAAGAAAAUUAGCAGAGAUAUUGCUUGUCAAUAUGUUCCUGAACUGACACAUCCGAAUACAAUACCUUCGAAACAUAUAUUUGAAUUACAAGGUUUUUGGCAAUCGUACUUAAAUUUUGAUAAAUAUCGUGAUGAACUGCGAAAUCGUGUUUUUGUGGCGAGGCCAUCAGUUCUUGAGAGAGUCUCAAAGUUAUUUAUCGAUAUCUAUGAAGAAAAGUUUCACGUCAUACCUCAAUUUUCAUCAGAUAAUCAUCAAUUAUUUAAAAACCAAUUAGCUCAAUUGAACUGGACAAUAUGGAUUGGAAUUCAUGUGCGGCGUGCAGAUUUUGUUUCCUUACAAUUUGCUUCGUCUGAUGAAUAUUUAUUUGCUGCUAUUGAAUAUUAUACAGAACGUUAUUCGAAUGCUCAUUUUAUAGUUGCUAGUGAUGAUAAACGCUACUGUAGAAAACUAUUUCGUAAUCGAGCAAAUAUUUUUCUAGCACCAAGAUCAUUUGACGAGGGUGACGAUCUAAUAGCAUUAUCACUUUGUCAACAUUCAAUCAUAACUGGUGGAACAUUUGGUUGGUGGGCAGGUUAUCUUGCUAGUGGUGAAGUCAUCCACGAUACUGCGUCUCAAGCUGGCUGUGAACAACGUGAAUAUUAUUAUCCGCCAUGGUUCAAAACUAUUGAAAAUGCACGAAAAUUAUUAGCAACACUUACUCAUGGUUUUCCACAAUUUCCAACUUCACCAAUGUCUGCACAACAGCCAGCUAUUGUUAAACCCUAG
Messenger RNA from Rotaria socialis, 1149 nucleotides. The record is from the annotation of a GenBank genome assembly. NCBI's taxonomy places the organism in Eukaryota, Metazoa, Rotifera, Eurotatoria, Philodinida, Philodinidae.